Liolophura sinensis is the source of this 3216-nucleotide messenger RNA. RefSeq names its product E3 ubiquitin-protein ligase Midline-1-like. Gene Ontology annotation, molecular function: zinc ion binding; ubiquitin protein ligase activity. The transcript has 7 exons. NCBI's taxonomy places the organism in Eukaryota, Metazoa, Mollusca, Polyplacophora, Chitonida, Chitonidae. The record is from RefSeq and is a predicted model, not a curated record. The coding region runs from base 234 to 2138 and encodes 634 amino acids.
UCUACUUAGGAUAUAUAUGUCCUCCGUUUGAAGUGUUUGGUUUGAUCUUGGAUCUUCCGACUUCCAGGCUUGCUUAAACAGAAGGGGUGUAUUACACUGUAUAAGUAAAUCGAAUCUGAAAAUUAUGUACUGAAUUGCACAAAGGAUUUUCAGUGUUGCAGAACUGGAAGGCUACAUGUAUUAUUAACUUCUCACUCAGCAAGCCUUACAUCCUCGCCCAUUGAUCACCAAUAAUGGGGUGUUAUAUGACACAGCUUAACCAGUCAGGACAGCCGUAUACUGCACCUAGGUCGACUUAUACAUUGGCUCGAGCUGUCUGUAUGAAGGAAAAAAACCCUGAGCAAAUGAUGGCCGAGAGCAAGCAGAAUCGGGAUGAUGUUCUCACAUGUUCUAUAUGUAUGGAAACAUUCCGGGAACCAGUAAUGCUACCGUGUCAGCACAGUUUUUGUAAAAAAUGCAUUGGUUUGUAUGCUGACAAGUCCAAAUCUGUGCAGAUAGAUGAGACCUCCGACAGCAGGGGGAAUGAUGACGCUCAUCUGAUAGCAUGCCCUGUGUGUCGGGCACCAACGAAUCUGGGAAGAGAAGGUGUGGCUGGACUGGCGCCUAACUUUCAUCUGGCAGAAAUGGUGGAGAGGUUCUCUACUGCUGUUAAGGUUGAGGAAGAGAUCCCAUAUUGUUCUCUGUGUGAGGAGGACAAUCAUGCUAAAGCUGUCAAGUUUUGCACCAUCUGUGGUGUGUUCUACUGUCAGGAAUGUCUUGCUAUUUGUCACCCAAUGAAGGGGCCCCUGAAACGUCACAGACUGAUUUCGUCCCAGGAAUACCUCUCCCAGGAAACCUCACAGGGUCAAGUCAGCAGGGACCAACAAUCAACUCAGCAGCCGUCAUGUGCUAGACACGGUCAGCCGUUCAUCAUGUACUGUGAACCGUGUCGGAUGGUGAUCUGUGUGGUGUGUUUGGUUGAGCAUCCGGGACAUGCUAUGCGGGAUAUACCAUCUGCAGCUGAGAAUGACAAGCCAGUUGUUUUGAACAAGACGAGUGAACUGGAGAAAGUGCUACAAGAAACUAAAGAAUCACUGUCAGGAGUUAUGAGGCUGCACAAUAAGAUACAGGAAAACCAGGAACUUCACACUCAGGAGGUAGAAAAGGCUUAUUGUGCAGCCUUGGAAGCUUUACAAGCAUGGAAACAACAGUCCUUAGAUGGUAUAAAAACCCGCUAUUCACAGUGGAGCGUGGAGUGUAGCGCUAUACUCAAACAUUUUCAGCUACAUACCCAGGAAAUGGAGAGGAUGGUACAGGCUUCCAAAGAUUUGUUAGCGUCAAUGGACGUCGAGUUUUUGCAGGGUUAUACAGACUUCACCAAAACAGUUGAUGACCAGCUGAAUGAUACAAGAACAGAUCUGGAGAGACAUGAGGUCAGCAAACAGAAGCUUCUAGAUUCUGUACAACAUGACCACGUUGUCCCUAGACAGGUGACUGUAAAAGAGACAGUGCAAGAACGUCAGGACUUAGAAAGAGCUGUCGGUGGACAAAUAUCACCCCUACGUGUUACAAAGCCGACGCUGAGAUUCACAGAGACAGACGACAGUGAGCUGAGAAUUACUGACAGCGGCUGUAUAGUAGAGGGUAAGGACUUGUCCCAGGGGAGGUGGUGGAGAGCUGUGACAGACGGGCGUUACCAGACGGGCAGGUACUACUGGGAGAUACACAUCACCUGUUCACAUCGCUGUUACUGUUACUGUUGUGUAGGAGUGAGACAGGAGAGGUGUGGUGUGAGUGGGGAGACAGACGCUGGCCGUAACACCUGGUAUAUUUGGAUGGACUACAGUGGUGAUGAGGUCUUGUGUUAUAGUCACAGUGGUGGUGGUGAUGAUGAGAUCAGACCUGACUAUCGACAAUGGAGACGUUACACACGACCUCAUCACCUGGGUGUGUACCUGGACUGUGAUGACCACACACUGACAGUCCUGGACUGUGACAACAACCAGGUAAUGUACACUGUCAGUGAUGUUGUCGUCACAGAGCCUCUCGUGCCAUGGGUUGAGUUUUAUGUCUGGUCUGGAUCUGUGUCUGCUCGUCUGGUAACGGGUGACUCUGCAACUCUGCCUCCAGUUCUCUGUGAUAUGAUAAGCACUUCCUGACCAUCGGGUAAUUAUUCAUUACAUCUUUUAUAGUUUGUUGAAAUAGACUUUGAUUAGGUUUUUUUUUUAACAAACUGACCAAUUUGCGUAUAGAUGUUUUAGUUAAUUCAUCAGUGUGGCUAAUUCAGUAUGUUUAGUUUCCUCUGCAAAGUGGUCAGUGAUCUGUCACAAGCUUACAACUUGGUGUAGUUAUACACAGUCUGUCUGACUUCUCCUGAACAUCAGUGUCAGUUUUCUUCCAGACAAAAUACAUGUAGAUAAUGACUAGGUAGUUUUAUUUUUAGUAAUGGUGACUUGUAAAUCAGCAUAAUCAAGAGUGUCACUGAGCAAAACAGGUCACGGUUUAUACAUGGUAUUACAUAUAGUCAACAUGGUACAUGUAGUAAUUCUUGUUGUGUUAUGUAACUUUAGUUUCGAAGAAAAAAAAAUGAGAGAUAUGUCCUUUACCCCUUUAGGUUAGACGCGAACAUUGAUUUUCCUGAAUACUUAUGUAGCAAAUCUUCAACUUCUGCAAUAUAUAUAUACCCUAACUUUCACGUGGUACCUUGCCAUACCUCCACAUGUAGCUUGCACUUUUGUCAACAACAUUCUCAGCUACCAUUUUGUUUUUUUUGUUUAGCUUUAGUGGCUGAAAGUGAAGUCAUAACAUUUUCUUAUCUUGGUAACCUCUAGAGAGGUGGGUAAUAUUUGUUUAUUGAUUUAUUUUUUUAUUUAUUUGAUUGGUGUUUUACGCCGUACUCAAGAAUAUUUCACUUAUACGAUGGCGGCCAGCAUUAUGGUGGGAGGAAACGGGGCAGAGACCGGGUGAAACCCACGACCAUCGGCAGGUUUCUUACAGACCGUCCUAUAUACAGAGGUGGGUAAUAACACUGAGUUAAAAGUUUUCUGUUCUAUCCAAAUAAAAUUCGGAUGUUUGAUGCAAUGUAGCACAGCAGAAAUUUAUAGUGUAUGAACAACUUAAAUGCCUCUGUGUCAGGUUUAUCCAGUCAGUCCUCCGACUUCAGCUCGGAAGCAAAUCUUGGACCCAUUUUCCCGAAUUUCACACCUAUGUAACCUAUAAAUAGGACAAAGAUAAUUU